CAGCAGCGCCCGCUUAGCCUUAACGUUUAGAGGCAAAGGGGAGGAGCCUUCGCCUUCACUGUUGCGGGCGGGCGCGUCAGCAGGAGUCUUGGUGCGGCUGCGCGGCGGUUGAGCGGCGGAUUCGAACGGUCCCGAGGCUGGCGGGGACAGGAAAGGGCGGUUGGACCCGCGCGUGAACGACCGGCCCCUCCGCGCGCUGCGCUCUCGGCUCCCCGGGGGGCUGUAGCCUGCACGGCGGUGGCGGGGAGGAUGAAGCGAGCGGCGCCCCGCAGCACCCUGCGGAAGCUGAUAAAGAGAUACAAGCCCCAACUUCGUCUGGCGGCCAACGCCGACCUGCUGGUGCAUUUGAACUUCUUACUGUUUCUCCACCGAUUAGCAGAAGAAGCCAGGGCAAAUGCUUUCGAGAACAAGAGUAAAACAAUUAAAUCUGAACAUACCAUGGUGGCAGCAAAGGUUAUCUUAAAGAAGAGCAGAGGCUAGGAAAUCAAGAAGUACUCUCUAAUCCUGCUUGCUUUACCAGUGUAUUUUUAUUAACUCUUUAGUAUCAUGGCUAAGAUCCUCAGUUGGUAUAAAUAAGCAUAAUUUCAUUGAAGUCAGUACAGCUACACUGCUUUACCUUUGUUGAGGAAUUGGACUUAUGUUCUUAAGAAACAUCCAUGUUUACAUGUGAUGUGCAUUCCUUUUUACGUGAGUCUCUUACCAAAGCACAAGGCAAACACUUGUGGUGAAGGUAAUUAUUAUUUUUUUUUUUUUUUAUAAUGUAAGUUUUCGGUUGCAUCUUCAACUAAAAUACUGGGAAAAGCCUAUAGCAUUUCCCUUCCAUGUGUUUAUGGUAGUUGUAUUCCUGAUAUAUUAAUCAUUCUAAGAGAGACUUAUUAAUGAGGAGUUUACGCUAAAUGUCAGGUUAGUUUUUGUUAUAGCAGCAAAAUGUUGGCUUCUUAAAGAAGACUGACAGUCUGAAAAUGUUGCAUCAAAUAUCUUGGUUUCAGAUUGUUUAUAAAUAUCUAGUUUCAGAGCCUUAAUUCUUGAAAUAAUUUUAAAGAACAGCACAAGUUACUUAAAUAAACCUUCUAUAUUUUUUGGGACUGGUAAUGGGAUAUGGAACCUUUAUUUUUAGGUGGUGUCCUGACUUCUCCCAAAAUUGCUCCAUUGACUGUCCUGUGGUUUACAUCAAAUGAGCUGAUGGUCUUAAUUUAGGUCCUUUUGGACAGGUGCACUUCAUAAAAACAACCACUACAACUGACAUCAGUUGCUAUGCUUGAAGUUAGACCUAGAAGAGGAAUCAAGGAUCAGCCGGGCAUGGAUACUAUGCUGCUCUCUGCCUUCAUUUCUCUGGGUUGAAUCUCAGUGGUGUGUGGAUAUGGUGUAUAUAUUUUACAUAUAUAGUGCUUCAAUUUCAAGUGUCUAGAAUCCUUAUGAAACUAAACUUUUAAAAAUAUAGACUUGUAUCUUUAUUCUUUCGUGCAAUAACACUUCUUUUGUGUUGCUUUGUGAUUUAUGUAACAUUAGUUAACAGUGCUUCAUGUGUGCAUAUCAGUUAAUUAUUUUUCAUUGAACAGAAAAAAAUAAAGACUUUUUAUACAAUG
Chelonia mydas (Green sea turtle) is the source of this 1586-nucleotide messenger RNA. RefSeq names its product centromere protein W (gene CENPW). Gene Ontology annotation, cellular component: nucleoplasm; kinetochore. The transcript has 3 exons. The record is from RefSeq and is a predicted model, not a curated record. Gene Ontology annotation, biological process: chromosome segregation; kinetochore assembly; mitotic cell cycle. Bases 250 to 480 code for a protein of 76 amino acids. NCBI's taxonomy places the organism in Eukaryota, Metazoa, Chordata, Testudines, Cheloniidae. Gene Ontology annotation, molecular function: DNA binding; protein heterodimerization activity.